AUGGUUCAACCAAGGCACCAUUUCCUGUCCUUCGCCAUGUCUCCUGUCAUGGGCUGUGAGACAAUGGAGAAGAUGAUCGUGAGCAAGCUCCGCCCUAGUAGCUUGGUGAACGUAAGCUCCCAGCCGACGAAGCCAGGUCAGGUGACCAACGACCCGCUCUUCUUUAUCGACGAUCUCAACUGUGCUGGCAUGGAGAAGACAACAGGGGAGCAACCAUGUAUGGAGCUUCUUCGCCAGCUGAUGGCCGAGGGUAGCAUUUAUCAACGCGACAACCUCUCGCAUUACUCCCUGGAGAAGACUAACUUCCUCGCCGCGUGUUACCCUCCGGGUACGCAGGGUGUCGGGAGCGGCGUCUCGUGCCACAGCCUCAGCUCCAGGCUGGCCAGGCUCUUCGUGGUCCUGACUUACUUCACGCCCUCCGCCGAGUCCCUCAAUCUCUUGCAUGCUGGGAGCCUUCAGAGCUGGCUGGAGGAGUUUCCCGCCUACUCCCUCAACCACCACUAUGAACUUGCCCAGGCAAUCUUAAAGGCUACCAUCAGCCUUCACUCUCUGAUCAAGAGACAGCUGAUGACCAGUCCCGUCAACCCCCACUACGUCUUUUCUCUCCAUGACGUCAACCGCAUCGUCCAAGGCAUGUUCCUCAUGGCCAGCAGGUCGGGAAGGUCAAAGGGCAGGCAUGGAAGGAGAGGUGGAGGUCAAAGGUCACAAGCUAAAGGAGCCAAUAGAAGCCGGAGAGGGAGAACAGAGAAGCUCCAGAAAGAAGGCCCACCUCCGAUGAUGAGAACCGUCAUUAGACUGUGGUGCCAUGAGGCUUGUAGAACAUACUAUGACAGAAUAGUGUCUACAGAUGACCAAUCCUGGUUUCGGAAUACCCUGGAAGAGGUCAUUCAGACUCAUUUCUGUGGUGGUCCCCCAAAGAGAUAUAGACCUAGCCCACCUCCCAUCCCAGUUCCAGAUCCUGUUCCAGAUCCUGUUCCAGAUCCAGAGAAAGGGGAGGAGACUGAGAUAAUCGAGGAACAGGAUGACUCCGCCCAACCAUCUACCCCUCCCUUGCCGGUCUCCCCUACACCCACGAUGAAUACAGCAACAGAUGAAGCUGAACCCCCUACAGAGGGCGCUACAGGGACCAACGAUGGGGACCAAGAAGUGUUUGAAACCAGCACCCCACCCCUCUCAUUUCCUCACACUGACAUCCCUAUUGAUGUGAAUGGUGAAGGCCCGGGUGGAUUCGAUGCCGAAUCAGAAAUCAGCAUAGCAUCAGCAGUGAGUUCAUUGGAUGUGCCUCUAGAGCUGAAACCAGAUCCUACCAGUACCCCUGCCCCAGUACCAGCGAUAGUCAUGGACCUAGCCCCAGAUACAGAAAGCUCCCAGUCCCCGAGGAUGUUCCAGCCUUGCCCCCCUCCUCCGAGAAGCAAGGCCCUGCAGCCGACGCCCCCCUCCCAGCCCAUGGUACACCCUGCCAUCAAGAAGGAAGGGGAUGAUAGUAAGACAAAGUUGGGGCUCAAGAGAGGGGUGACGUUCAAACCAGGAUUGAUUCUUACCGAUGCAAAGGAGGAGGAUCUGGAUAUCUUUAAGGGACCAUUGAUUGAGAUGAGUCAGCUGAAAGAACCAGAUGAAGAUUUAUGUGCAAUAACCUUCGCCAAAUUUGUGCCUGGAAUCGGGAAAGAAGGAAACUAUGUGGAGUACACUGAAUCUAAGCUCCAAGCAGGACUAGAGAUAUGUCUAGCCCAGUACAAUGCGACCGCCCAACAGAAGAUGGAGCUAGUCUUUUUCACAGAGUCCAUCAGACACAUCGCAAGGCUGACUAGAGUACUUGCAUCUGAAAACGCCAAUGCACUGUUGAUAGGCCUUACCAACGGCACAGGACGUUCCUCCCUCACCCACCUUGCCUCCCACAUGGCCCGCUGUAAGCUCUACACCCCACAGCUGACCAGAGAUCCUGCUGAGAAUCGACGAAGGCUCCGGCACCAGAUGAAACGAGCCAGCAAGACAGCGGGGCUGAUCGCUAGGCCGGCCGUGCUGCUGGUCAAGGAAGACAUCGGACCGGAAGCCAUGGAGGAUGUUUGCUGUCUCAUUCAAGAAGGCACGUGUCCUGACCUGUUUACUGGUGAGGAACUUGAAUCCUUUGCCUCCCAGAUGUUGACUGGAGCCAAGGUUGUAGCAGGACAGCGGAACCAACGUCUUGAGAUGGCACAGGAGAGAUUCCUGAGGACCAUUAUGAAGAAUCUUCAUGUGGUGGUCUGCAUGGAUUGUCAGAAUCACAAUCUGGGAAGUCUUUCUGAUCGUCUGAGAAGGUACCCAAUCCUGCUGAACACCACUCACUGUGUUGAUAGCUAUCUACCCUGGACUCAAGAGGGCCUGGCAAGAGUAGCACAGCACUGGCUGAAGGUACCCACCAGAGAUGCUUACACCGAUAAGCGUAUUCGACUUCCCUGGCCCUCUCACUUCCAAGACCAAGGAGUGGAGGCGCUGUGCCAGGCCAUGGCCUACGUGCACACCACGGCUGCAGCUACCACCGAGAGGCUCUAUGUCAAACCUUUCAAAUUCUUCACUCCGAGGAACUACCUGGAUUUCUUGGACCUCUUCAAGAACCUGACCUACAAGAUCACCAAGGAGGAGAGGGCGAAUGUCGAUAAGUUUGAAGAGGCACUGGACAAGGUGAAUGAGGCUUUUUCCAGCAUAUCUGAUUAUCAUGCCGAGAUUGCUGCCCUCAACCCACAACACCAGAAAGCUAAACAACGUACGGAACAGAUCCUGGAAGAGGUUCAUGAGUGUGAGCAGAUAUUUGCAGAUGCUAGGGGUAAUUGUACUGAGGAUGAAAAGGAGAUCACUGCACUGCAGGAACCUCUCAAUGACAUGAAGAAAGAAGCACAGGCAGAGCUAGAUAAGGUGAACCCUGUGUAUGAAGCAGCUCUCCAUGCCCUAAGGAGCUUGGACAAGUCUGCCCUGAAUGAGCUACGUACAUUCCAUGCUCCACCAAUCAAGGUCAUCAAUGUCAUCAAUGCUGUAUGCCUCAUGUUCAGACAACAAAUGGACUGGUCCAACGGCAAAGUCCUCAUCAACCGCAAGAAUUUCUUCCAGGAGCUGGAAUUCUAUGACAAGACCGCCAUCCCCACCGACAUCUUCCACAAGCUCAACGUGCUCUUCAUCCAGGACCCGACCUUUGACCCCGAGGUCAUCAAGACGGCCAGUGUCGCGGCCAGCUCAUUGUGCAUGUGGGUGCACGCUGUCUAUGCCUAUGCCGUCAUCCAUCGCAACAUGAGACCUAAGCUGCAAGGCGUGGAGGAAGCAGAGGCUAAGGUUCAAGAGGCACAAGGUCAUCUUGGCAGCAAGCGAGUGAAGGCGCAGGACAUGAAAGGAAUUCUGGAGCAGAAGCGCAAGGAAUAUCAAGAGAGUAUCAGACAGGUCAAACUCUAUGAGAAGAAAAUGCAGACCAUUGAGACCAAGAUCAAAGUAGCCACAGACAUGAUGGGCAACAUGGAAGAGCAGCACAAGAGCUGGAAGGACAGUCUGGACCUGUCUAACAGCCACCUCCAGACUGCUCCUGGUGACUCCCUCCUGGCAGCGGCCUGCACCACCUACAUGGGCCCAAUGGAUGAGACCACCAGAGAUCUGGUGCUUGCCGAUUGGCUGCAUGCCUGCAGUAAUGGGAGAUACCAAGUCGGAGCGGGGAGGGCUAGCGCGCCGAUUGGGAGGGAGAAUUCCUUUGCAGCAAGUCCUGCUCUGAAUGCGGCGCGAGAGGUCAAUGGUGUCCUACCUGACAACGACAGCCCUUCAGCAGAAGUUGAUCUUCCUCCGCAGCUGUCCAUCAUUGACGAGGACAACGAUGAUGGCAGCCACGGUUCGACGCCCAGGAGAGAACAGCCAGAAUCUGAGAUUAACCCUGCUGUACCCAUCAGACAGAAUUUCAGUGUAGAAGAUAUCCUUAGUGAUAAGGAAGAGCUAGACAACUGGAGGCACAGCAGCAGCGUGGUGUGCGAUCAGUUCUCAGUGGACAAUGCGCUAUAUACCCGUGCGUGUAUAAUCGGAAGACGGCGUCAGUGGCCACUCCUGAUCGACCCAGAUAACCAAGCUCUUAGCUGGAUAGUGCAGCUGCAGGAGAAAGGAUUGGCUAGUUUCCAUGAAAUUGUAUAUGAAGAGGAAGAAGAGGAGGAAUCUUUCGUCCAGGAUGGUGGUCUGGAGGAAGAACUGAACAACCCCCAGCUGACGGAGGAGCAUCUGAUGGAGAGCAGGAACCUGGAGAGUGUAGCGACCUCAAAUUUUGGUCUGAGUAGGGCAGAUCAGAGCUCUCUUGGGGGAGAGACAGACUAUGGCACAGAGUUUCCUGAAACACCUAGGACACUCACCACGAAUGGUGGAGUCACUCCUAAGGACAACAUGAGCGAGAAAGACUUUGACAUCCACAGCAUGGGCACCAGUAACCACUCCGUGACUAUCCAUCCCUUCUCUGUCGACCUCGACGGUGAGCGACCCUUCUCUAACCUCUGGGUCGUGUCGGCCGACGACUUCCUGCUGGAAGAGAGGUUUAUCCAGUCCGUCGUGAUGGGACUGAGUCUUGUCGUCACCAACCUGGAGAGGAAGGACUUGGAUGUGAAGUUUAAUGACGUGUUGAGUAGGAAUGUGGUGGAGAAUGAGGAAGGGGAGAAGUCGGUGAGGAUCGGAAGCCACAUGUACAGCUACAACACAAGAUUUGCCCUCUAUUUGACAACAUCUGUACCUCUACAGUUGGAUGGUGCAGGCUUCCUGAAGCCCCACACAGACCAGUUCUCUAUGAUUGACAUGUCUGUCAACCAGGAAGGACUGAAGACCCUUCUCCUCAUCGACGUCAUGGAUGCGGAGAGACCUGACUUCGCUAACCAUCAACACUCUGUCAAGGCUGAUAUAAGAGGACAUAAUAAGAUGCUCCUAGAAACACAUCUGGAUAUUCUGAACAAAGUGAUAGAGUUGAACCAUGGUAUCCUCGAGGAUGCUGUAUGGGGCGACACCCUCACCACCCAUCACCAGACGAUCCAGGACACCAGCUCCAACCUCAAGGAGAGCUGCAACCUCCUGGAACAGCUCCUGGUAAAGCAACAUCCUUAUCAAUCUGUCGCAGAGCACGGUACCCUCCUAUACUCCACCAUCAAACGCAUCUGGCAGCUCCUCCCGACGUACUACAUCCCUCUCCGCCGGUUCAUCCGCUGGUACGCCAAGACGCUCCGUGCCCGCGAGAAGGACCGCACCGAUACCGCCUCGCUCAAGGCGCGGGCGGUGGAGCUCUGCAAUGCUCUCACAGAGGAGAUUCAUGCUCAUCUCUCAUGCGGACUCUUCCAGCAUCACUCUGAUCUCUUUGUGUUUCUGGUUGCUAUGGAGAGGAUGCGGUCGUCAGGGGAGAUAUCGCAAGCCGAGUGGGGUCUACUUGUCAAUGGGCUGGAUGGAUCAGUUCCUAGAAAACGGGAAACUGUGUUUGAUGAUGCUAAUGAUAGCACUGUGAUUCCAGAGUGGCUUACUAAUGAGAUUUGGAUUAAAUGUGGUCACCUAGAGCAGUUGGUACCAGCCUUCCAGGGUCUGAGGCAAUCCAUGCUUCGUCACUCCAGCCAGUGGAAGGAAUACUUCUCCUGCAAACCCGUUCUCCUGGCUCCCGUGCCUGGCCCAGACCUUCAGAAUCUCAGCUUCUGCCAGAAGGCUCUGCUGUGGCGGGUGGUCCUGCCCGACCGGCUGGCUGCGAUAUGCAGGCACCUGGUGGUCUACGAGCUGGGGGCCCACACGGCUCGUCCAGAGGUGUACAACGCUGAAGAAGUCCUGCAGAGGACCUCCAGGAACAUCCCUCUGAUCUUUGUCCUUCCUGCAAGCUACCAUGAUGGGGAACAGACUGGAAUGGAAGGUCACACAGUAAUAGAUCCCCUUGCUGAGAUCACUCUCUACUGCAAGCAGAAGAACGUCCGCACUGUUAUCAACACCGUCUCGCUGGGCAAUGAGAAGCAGAUGAGUCAGGCUGUGGAUGCCUUGCAGGAAUGUGUCAUGCAUGGUCAUUGGCUGAUUCUCAACAACUGCCAGACUGUCGACCAGUGGAGUGAAGAGUUCCUUCAAAUCAUCCAGCACCUUGUGACUCCUGCAACUAAUGUUGAUAAGACUCUGCCUGCCAAGCCUGUGGAGAAGACAAAGCGAGACGACUCCACAAUAACAGACACUAUGUCCCAGGCAUCUCGUUGCCCGUCCAGUAUGUACGAGGGUAUGGAAGUGCAUUCUAACUUCAAGCUUAUCUUCAUCACUACGGCUGACAGCAAGACUCCUCUUCCUGGGUUAGUGAUUCAGAAUGGUAUGCAGGUGGCUUGUCAGACCAAUACUAACUUCAAAGCGACACUGAGGACCUUCUUCAACCAAGCCAUGGCUGCUGUAGAUCAACAUAAACACAUGGUCACCACUACACAGGCCAAGAGUUUGACCGAGUUAGUAUUCUGUAUGGCCCUGCUUCACACUGUGCUCUCACAUAGAAGGCUGUUCUAUCAACUUGGCUUCAACAAAGACUACUCAUGGGGAGUGUCGGACCUGAAGGCUAUGAUGUCAUGUCUUAAUUGGUGCCACAAAGGGGAAUCCCCUUGGGAGAGCAUCCAGACCCUGAGGACAUUUAUCAGUCACCUGGUGUACGGUGGUCAUGCUGACAUCCUGGAUGAUGCUGAGAUUGUGGAUUCCUUGAUUGACAGCCUGCUCCAGCCAUGGGCAAGUCUCAAGAAAAUGCCCUCUUCCAUGGGAGCGGAAUCUCUUCUUGCUUCUCUAGUGACCGAGAUGAGCCGAGGGAGGCGCUCAGGUAGCUCCGGCGCUAACAUGGUCGCUAGGAGAUUCCAGCAUCUUUUCAAUACGAUGCAGGAUGAUGUGGAGCCGGCUCAUCUCGGGUUAGCACCCAAUGCACAGAAGCUCCAAGAGAAAAGAUCAAGCAGAUAUCUAUCUGAUGCUCUCCAAGCUCUUGAACGUUGUAGACCUGUCCAUCAAACCUGGUGUUGCCAGUCCCUUCCCAAGCUCCUCCUCUCCCUGGAGGAAGAACUCUCAUGUAUCCCACCGCUGCCACCGGCAUCUCCAGAAUCCCUCAACCAUCUCCAGAACUUCAUCUCCGCCGAGAUCUCCAUCCUGUCCGGUCUCCUUGACCGAGUCCAGGCUGACCUUGACCUCCUCCUGAAGGCGGUCGUAGGAGAGGCCGCCCUCGCGCCUGACGUCCAUGACAUCCUCACCGCUCUCGGCUGCAACGUCAUCCCCAGCAGGUGGGCCCUUCGAAGGGGUGGUGUCCCUCCGAGCAGGACCUUGUUGCCGGACUGGAUGAAGGCAUUGAGGAAGACGGUGGAGGCCAUGCAUGGCUAUGUGGAUAUGGGUGAAGCUGUGGCACCAUACUACAGACUGGAAUCCUUUUCUCACCCUAAGGCGUUCAUGGAUGCUGUUAUGCUGGAACAUGGGAGAAAGGAAUAUCUGGAACUACACCAGCUUCAGAUGGACAUUGAGGUUACAGGCAUGGAGAAAUGCCCAUCGAAGGCCCCUGCCCAAGGGGUCUACCUGUUGGGUCUCGCCCUCCACAAUGCAAACUGGGACCCCAAACGCUCUCUCAUCCAUCUUCCCAACUCCACCUCUCCAUCCCACCACUCUUCUCCUCUUCCUGUUGUAUGGCUCAAGCCCACAGCCAUUGAGCACCAUGCACAAGCAGGAAGUGAGAAGGGAUCACCACUCUCUGUCUACCCUUGUCCAGUGCACAUUGGAGAUGUGCGUACGGAGGAGCUUUACAGGAGCGAGGCAGUGUUGAAGGUUGAUCUAGCCUGCACUUUAGAUUCCAACAUGUGGAAACUGAAGAGAGUUUAUGCUACGUCUUCAUGAGUAUCUCCAUUGAAGCAAGGAUAACCAUACAACCUUUCUGAUGAUAAACUAUUAAUUUUACAAUACAUAUGUAGAAUUAGUAAUUAAAUAAUCUUGUGUGCAAGUAAUACAUCAACAUGUUGUACAACAGAAAGUAAGACAUCGAAAACAAAAGUUUUAACAUUGUUUUGAAUAAAACAUCAGUAGAAGGCUGUAUAAUUAUAUAGCAAAAAUGAAGGUUCUGACAUUUAAAAAGAUGAGAACUUGCUAAAAUAUCAAGGUUGUUUCAUGUAAACAUUGUAUUAUAAUUAUGAGUAUUAUACCUACUGUAACAUGAUACUUCUCUCAAAUGAGUUCCAUAUAAUUCUACUAUAAUGCAAUAAUAAGAAGAUUACUAAAUGUUUCUAAGCAAUGCAAUUACUCUACAAGACUGUAAUUAAGUGAAAGCUAUGUUUAUACUACAAACACUAUGUAUGUGAACUUGGUAAAUGAAUAGCAUCUAAUGACAUGUAAACACUACUACAUUCUGUUUACACAUUCCGUCCAAAUGUAUGCGUAUUCAAUAGCAACUAGUACUAUAUAUACAUGUAUGUCCUAUUUAAUACAUUUAUCAAAUCUUAUAGAAUCUGAUGCAAAAUGCAACACCUUGACACUACAGUGACAUCGAAGUAUAAUUCAAUUGUGCUUAUCGUCAUUUGUAACAUAUUUUAUGGAUAAUAUAUUCUAUUGAUUUCUAUGUACAGCACACGUUUGGGUUUGACAUUUUAAUUAUCUUUGGUUGGAUAAGUAUGAAACUGAAAGGUUUGAUAAAAAUUAGAUUUUGAUUAUAUAACCAUUAUCCAUUCCAUCCAUUUUUGUACAUAUCUGUAUAGAACAUUAUAUGUCAAAACUUACAUGUGUAAAAGCUUGACAUAGUGCCAUUCAUACACCUUUUCUUAGGUACAUGUAAAUCUGAAGUGUUGUAUAGUAUCGUGAUAUAUUAAGAUUAUUUUAAUUCAUUCAAUAUAGCUUUAUACAACAAAAGUAUUCAAUUAUUAUGAAGCAAGUGAUGAAAAGUAACUGAUUUAUAUAUAAUCAAAUAGAUAUGUAUAUAAAAGAAAUAAAGAGUUUUUUUUAUUAAUAUACUAACUGCAAAAUUCAUUUUGCCAUUUGCACCAUACACUGUACAUGCUAUCAAUGACACAUGAGACAUAAGUCUAUACAUGAACAUUCAGUCUAUCCCACCAACUGUAAGAUAAUUUAUCUUUAUAUUUGCUCUGCCAUCUGUGUGAAUUAAUUCAGUUAAUUAGUUAAUUGCUAUACUUUGUUCAGAAUCAUUAUGAAGAUAUUAUAGUAGUGAAAAUGAAGUUAAUUAAUAUUAAUACUUUUGUACAUUUGUAAAUAUGCAAUGGCUUUGUGAAAAUGAAAUUGUUUAGUAUUCAUGUAAUUAUACAUGGUUUACAAUAUGUCAGUGUAGCUAUUGCAGGUAUUUAUUUUAGAGUAUAUAAGUAUGGAUGUUAUGAGAAAAAGGGGGAAAAGAACCCUCACACACAAAGCACUAGCUAUAAGUCUUUCUAUAAGUGGUCAAUGAUUGUACAUACUAAGCUUGACGAAAACAUUCCAUCCAUUUCAUCUAUGCACUUCUUUCCUGUUUUUAGCUUUUUUUGCUGUAAGAUAAUUCAGAAAUAUAUGUGUGCCUAUACAUGUAUAUAAUAGCACUUGGUGUUUAUAUACUGUGAAAGUGUGUCGAUUGUUGUGUGAUAAUAAAUCUAAACAUGGUAUUAGAUCCGA
Messenger RNA from Strongylocentrotus purpuratus (purple sea urchin), 9585 nucleotides. RefSeq names its product dynein heavy chain domain-containing protein 1. The record is from RefSeq and is a predicted model, not a curated record. Gene Ontology annotation, biological process: microtubule-based movement. NCBI's taxonomy places the organism in Eukaryota, Metazoa, Echinodermata, Echinoidea, Camarodonta, Strongylocentrotidae. The transcript is spliced from 36 exons. Bases 1 to 7836 code for a protein of 2611 amino acids. Gene Ontology annotation, cellular component: dynein complex. Gene Ontology annotation, molecular function: minus-end-directed microtubule motor activity; dynein light intermediate chain binding; dynein intermediate chain binding.